This is a messenger RNA of Owenia fusiformis, 1362 nucleotides long. Lineage: Eukaryota; Metazoa; Annelida; Polychaeta; Sabellida; Oweniidae. The record is from the annotation of a GenBank genome assembly.
ACAAGUUUGUUUAGUUCAGUGUGUCAGUCAAUAUGUACUGUAAGGGUAAGUCUAAAAAAUAUUUCAAAACAAAUAUUUACUAGUAGUAAAUUCAAAGUAAAUAAAUAAUUGUAUUGGUGCCUUCCUUAAAUUCUUUGGUCAUAUAAGAAAUAAGCAAAAUGAGAAAACAUUAAUAAUCAUGCUAUUUCUUUAUUCAGGUUGAUGACCCCCAAACAGGAAGGUAACAGGACAACUCAUCCCCAAGACAACUCAUCCCCAAGACAACUCAUCCCCAAGACAUCUCAUCCCAAGACAACUCAUCCCCAAGACAACUCAUCCCCAAGACAUCUCAUCCCAAGACAACUCAUCCCCAAGACAUCUCAUCCCAAGACAACUCAUCCCAAGACAUCUCAUCCCAAGACAUCUCAUCCCAAGACAACUCAUCCCAAGACAUCUCAUCCCAAGACAUCUCAUCCCAAGACAACUCAUCCCAAGACAACUCAUCCCCAAGACAUCUCAUCCCAAGACAACUCAUCCCCAAGACAUCUCAUCCCAAGACAACUCAUCCCAAGACAUCUCAUCCCAAGACAUCUCAUCCCAAGACAACUCAUCCCAAGACAUCUCAUCCCAAGACAUCUCAUCCCAAGACAACUCAUCCCAAGACAUCUCAUCCCAAGACAACUCAUCCCAAGACAACUCAUCCCCAAGACAUCUCAUCCCAAGACAACUCAUCCCAAGACAUCUCAUCCCAAGACAUCUCAUCCCAAGACAACUCAUCCCCAAGACAUCUCAUCCCAAGACAACUCAUCCCAAGACAUCUCAUCCCAAGACAUCUCAUCCCAAGACAACUCAUCCCAAGACAUCUCAUCCCAAGACAACUCAUCCCCAAGACAACUCUUCCCAAGACAUCUCAUCCCAAGACAUCUCAUCCCAAGACAUCUCAUCCCAAGACAACUCAUCCCAAGACAUCUCAUCCCAAGACAACUCAUCCCCAAGACAACUCUUCCCAACUUGAAAUAUAACGUAAUUUUAUACAAUAAAUUUCAACCUUUGAAAGAGUAUUUGAAUAUUGAAUAUUUUAGAGAUUUUAGCAGUAAGUACAUUGUGUUUGACCCUGGAAUAUCUUUUGUAUUUUGAGUUAGUUUAGUCUAGCUUUAGUUAAUUUUAUUGAUCGAUUGGGAUAAAGAUAAACAUGUUCAAAUUAAUAUAUACUUUGAUUAUUAAAUCAAAGAUCAUCAAAGGUGUCAAAUUAGGAUUAACGCAAUAAGAAUGUAUUAUCUGGGGUAUUAUCAGAAUAAUUCCCCCAGAUUAAUUCAGUCUUUGUUUUAAAAUAUUUUGCUUAAUUCCAAUAUGUCAUAUUUGGCUUAUUCUUUAAUAAGAUUU